AUGGCAACCGAUUUCGAGCGUGCUGUUUCUACAGGGAGCGCCAUCUCAUUUUCGAGAAGAGGUGAGAUUAUCGAAAUACCAUCGGAGGCGGAUGAGCACAGUACAGCGAGGAAGUUGGCUAUUUCGGCAGGGUACUUUCAACGUGCCGGUUCCGACAGCGCUGAUGUAAGUACUGUUGCGCGAGGAAGGUCAAAUCUGUCAGUGGUCAUAGUAUAUGGCUGGGCAAGGAAACUGGUUCGCAGCCGAUAUUUUGCUCACUUCAUGGUCGUCGUAGUCUUGCUUGAUGCGGUUUUGACUGCGAGUGACAUAGACGCACGCGCAGCUGGUGUUGAGACGCCCCCGGCUGUGUUGGCCGGUUCGUCCGUAUGCUUGGCUCUGUACACAGUGGAACUGCUUUUGCAGCUGGCCGUUCGAGGCCCACGAAUUUUCAAGGACUGGCUGACGAGACUGGACGUGUUGAUCAUUUUUUCGGGCUAUGCCGAUGUAUUUCUGGGUAUGCUGCUUCAUGCGGACGUCCUCAAUUCGAUUGGGAUUGUCAGAGUGCUGAGAUUGAGCCGGAUCGUGCGUUUGAUGCAGCUAAUGCGCAAGAACAGGUCGUUACGGGAAUUGCGCAAGCUUGUGACUAUGCUCGCGACGUGUUUUAAGACAUUACUUUGGUCCUUUUUGUUUCUGUCCUUGGUCAUGACUGGCUGGGCAAUGCUCAUAGUUGAGCUCAUCAACCCGUACGUCCUCCAGAUGCAGGCAUCUCAUCCUUUUGACAAUUGCGAAGAAUGCAAGCGGUCAACCACAUCAGUCAUGCACGCCAAUUUGAUGCUAUUCAAGACCGUAAUUGCCGGAGACAGUUGGGGCCUCAUCGCGGUGCCCAUGAUUGAAAGCCAUCCUGAGACUGCCAUCAUCUUUGUUGGGGCGUCCUUGACCCUAGUCUUCGGUGUGCUCAACUUGAUUGUGGCUGUAGUCGUUGAUACUUUCGCAGAGACUCGCGAGAACGAUGUUGUCAACUUGGCACAAGAGAUGGAAUUCAGCAUGGAGGAUGACCAGCAGAUCUUGAAACAAAUUUUCCGAAGGAUCGACACGAACAAUGAUGGCGAGCUCACUCUGGAAGAGUUGCUGAAUGGAGCUCGCACAGAUGCUGAGUUUCAGAGCAGGCUCCGAGUCAUGGAUAUUGACGAAGUGGAUCUGCAGCAAUUCUUCGACAUGAUCGACCUCGACGGCUCUGGCUCCAUCGAGGCCGACGAGUUUGUGAUCCCUUUGAGCCGCUGGGUGCACGAUUCCAAGACUGCACCGAGAUUUAUCAAGUACAACCUGAUGCGGGCCAUGGCUCAACAGGAAGAGCUGCUCAAGUACUCGCAUCAGCAUUUCGCAGCGAUUUCGGAGAAUCUCCAGGAGAUAAGAUGUGAGCUUCGAAAAGGCAGACGGCCGUUUGCUGCAGCCAAGUCACGGCGUUCUUCUGAUCCUCCAGGUGUCGUUUCAAUCUCA
Symbiodinium necroappetens is the source of this 1476-nucleotide messenger RNA. NCBI's taxonomy places the organism in Eukaryota, Dinophyceae, Suessiales, Symbiodiniaceae. The record is from the annotation of a GenBank genome assembly.